GCCAGAGCCCGGCAGCUCCGCGCCUCGCGCCUCCGAGCAGGAAGAGGAGGCGGGGCCGGGCCAGGCGCGGGACCGGGCACCUAACCGUCAGCGCCCACAACGUUUUCCAGUGACCGUGUGCCUCGCUCGGUGUCCUGCGCCUCACGCUCAAUGGCAGCGCUCCCCCUGCUCCUGCUGCUGCUCUGCUCGGGGGUCUCCGCUCCCUGCUUCCAGCCACCGCCCCUGCUGGUCAGCUGCUGGGGCAGUCACGGGCAAGUCUUUCAACGGCAGGACAACGAGCGCCAGGUCUCAUGCCUGUGGAGCAGCACCAUGAACCUGCGUUACAAGCCCGCCCUGGGAGCAAGGCCCAAGGUAGAGAGAAAAGCGGGGUGGCCACAGUCCCCACCCCACUGCUCCUGGUACCUGAACUCAACCUGGGUGAAGAACACCUCACGCUGGUUGGGCCAGGUUACGCUGCAAACAGGCCUCCUACCAGGAAGUGAUUCUCCACCUGUGGGCUUCAGCCUUCUCACUGUGCAGUGCUCAUCUGCUUCAUGCGCUGCACCCGAGUGCUUCCAUCACAACGUGAGCAUCCAGAUGGCUGCCCAGGAUAUGCGGCUCUUUGUGCUUUGGCCACAGACACACCUGAUCCUUGUGUGGCAGCCAGUAGAGCUCAGCUGGUGUGCACGUCUCAAGAGUGUCAACUGGCAGUACCGCUUCAGCAGCCAGGGGGGCAGCCCCUCUACCCUUCUCCUUCCCAGCAGUGAGCACCAAGAGACGCUACCACUUGAUAUCUACCCAACAGCUGAGUUGCAGCAGACCUGUGCCACCUACUACAGCUACCGCUUGACUGUGCGCUACAGGCACCCUGGGCUCCAUGUUGCUUCAGUCAGCAUUGAGCAGAUGCCUCAGAUAAGUAUCAACAUCUCUCUCAAGGUAGAGCCUGACUUAUUGCAUGUCCUCAGCAUCAGCUCCAAACUCCUUAGUGUUUCUCAACAGCCACUCAGCCUCUCCUGGAGGUUUCAGCCUCUUACCCUGCAGGCACUGGCCUACAGAUUGGUGGACACACAGGCUAUAGGAGGUUGGGUCCGUUCCUACAGUGCCUUUACUUUGCAGCGCAACUUCUGUGCUAUUCCCACACCUCAGAGCCGGGAUGAGGUGGUGGUGGCCAGUAUUUACCUUCCUGUUGAUGGAAAGAGGUUUGAAGAAUUGACAGGAGAAAUACAUCUACUCAAUGGUACUCUCAGUCUAACUGCAGGCAAAGAAACACCCACCCAUGUCAACCUUCAGCCAGGGAAGACCAACAGUAGCACAUACAUUUUCAGGUACAACCAUAGAACAUUUUACACAACCAAAGAUAACCACAGCCCUAUUUACGCAGACAGCCCUAACACACACACCGUGUUCUACCAACACAAGGGCCUCUCGUACUUACUCUCCAUAGAGUUUGUGGCUUUCUAUUUUUACAAGUUCAAUAUGUACCUUUAUGUAAAUCAGAAGAGGGCUUUGUUUAGGUCCCUGCCAGAAAGAGACCUUGAAGUCCAUGUUUUCAGCAGCAGCCAUCCUUUUCUGCAGAGCUUUACUUAUUUAGUGUGGUUUAUCCCUGCACAACAUCCAAUGCUACAGUGUGAGUGGACCUUCCACCUGCAGAUUUUUGGAACACAAAAAGACCACCUUCUCCAGAAUAGCACCUACACAUACAAUGAUCAUGUAAGAAAUGCCACACGUUUUGUCCGUCGCUCUGCUUUACCGUUUGAUGCAGAGAAAUAUACAGGGUUUGUGGCAAAAGUGAACUGUACCAGAAAUGCACUUACACCGGCUCUUUUAAGAGCCAGAGUCAACAACUAUGCUGAAAAAACCAUAGAAGCACCUGUGUCUUGCCAGGAAAAAACCUGUCAAAUACACAGCGUGUAUAUACAGAGACCUACUCUUCAUACCUCUAUCUUGCAUCAGAAAAGGUCAUCAACUUUCAUCCUCUCUGCCAAAGUGAUAGCAGAUUGCAGAGUUGUCAGAAUUAUUAAACCCUUCUGGCGAGUCUAUCCUCUUCAGGACAUAACCACUAUUCCAGACUGGACAAACCCAAUGAACAUUUCUUCAUUAGAUGGUAUAGAAAAGAUACUCUUAACAGUUCCCGGAUUUGCUUUAGAUUAUGGGUUGUAUUUGUUUAAUUUCACUUUUGAGAUAAUCGUUGCUGCUACCAAAGAAGUCGUCAAGGAUUCAGAUGGGAUUUACGUUCUGAUUGAGAGAAGCAGUCUAGUGGCAAAUAUUGCAGGGGGCAGAUUCCACACAGUGGGUUUUUAUGACAGCUGGGUUCUCAAUGGCUCUGCAUCCUAUGAUCCUGAUUCAUACACAAAGGAAGGACUAGUGGGAAUCACAUUUACUUGGUACUGUACUAAAGAGGCAUCAGACUACAAAAACAUGAAAAUCAGCCCAGGAAGAAAAUGCCAUCCAGCCCAGAGUGAUCUGAAAUGGUUAAGAUCUUCAGGUCCAGUUCAAGCAAUGCCACCAGAAUCCCUCCCAGGAAACACCAUGUACUACUUCCGUCUAGUGAUUCAGAAGGAUACAAGGAUGAGUUACGCAGACCAAACUGUAAAUGUGCAGCCCGGCUCCCAGCUCCUUCUGGACGUGACAUGUCUUGAAAACUGUGGGAGCAGUCUCAUUCCAACAGAGAGAUUUACCUUGUCUGGAAAAUGCCUGAACUGUAGAACACACAACCAGCCAGUCUACUACUGGUCCCUUUUGUCAGAAAACUCUACAGAAAUUAGCUUUGACUGGUCUUCCAGAACCUCAACAGGGAGAUACGGGACUUACCUAUCUAUACAUGCUCUGACUUUUACAAAGACUGCACAUCAAUCCUACAUACUUCUGCUAAAAGUAACUACCUGGGAUGGCAGGUCCUCCAUCUACAAGUACGCUUUUAAGAUAAAUAUUCCUCCUAGGUCUGGCAAGUGUACCAUCAACCCACGCUGGGGUACUGCCUUUCUAACAAAAUUUGUUGUUCAAUGCAGUGGAUUUUCUGACAGCAAUUUACCUCUGACAUAUAAAGUGAUAGUAGCUUCUGACAAAACUACCAAAAUAAGUUCUGUGAAGGAAAAUACAUUUGGCAUAAUUAUGUACUUUGGUUAUCAGCCUAAAACUCCUCCAUCUUUUCUCCCCAUUGGAGUGCCAUCUCAGAAGUACAUCUUGACACUUUACGUUCAAAUCCAUGAUUCCCUUGGAGCAUUUACCCAAGUGAACUUAUAUGCCCGCGUGCAAAAUCCAAUUGACAGUCGACCAGUAGCUGCUGUGUUUCAUGAACUGCUGGCCUCAGUAAGCGGUUUUAGUGCACCAAUGACAUCUUAUCUCCAGACUGGAGAUUAUUUUAGUGCAGGAUAUUUGGCUUAUCUGACAGCCUCAGUCUUAAACUAUAUUAAAGCCACACCAACCAUCAAGCUCCCUAACACUCAGUUUCGGGAAAGCCUGAUUAAAAUAGCUGUGAAUAUUUCGGUUGAAAGCAUAAUGGAAAUCAAUCAAGUAGUUGCUUCUCUUUCUCAAGUCACAGACAACCCUGGUGAAUUGAACUUUAGAUCACAAGACCUUGCUGUUAGGAAACUGACAGAAGUUACGGGAUUGCUGAAGAUACAGAGGAACAAGAAGCACUGGUCUGAAGAAGCAGAAAUUCAGAGUAGUGGAAUACUAACAUGCUUGUCCAACAUCCUGAGAGCUGCUCUUCUGCAUCAUAGAAAUGUCAAUGUAGGUGCAGUUAAACAAGUCUUCUCCAUCAUGGAAAAUUUAACGGACAUAGUUCUCCAAGGCAAAGUCCCUGGAGAAACAACUACUCUAAUGGAAACAAAACACUGGAACAUCACUCUGAAGAAAGAUGAAAACCUGAACAGUGUAAAUGCUUCUUCUACAACAAACACCUGCAGGAAUUGCUUUUACCCAUCACUGAAAAAGGGAAAUUAUUCUGAAUUGCCCCAUAAUGCUGUUAUUUCCACUGCCCUUUUUGAGUUUGAUGAGAAUCCCUUCCCCUGGUUAGGUUACACAACAGAAAUUGUAACAACGGUCUUCGGGUUCAAAAUGGCAGAGACAAAAGCUAAUGGGGAUCAGCUAGGGAUAGUGCCUGAAGGAGCAGAAAUUACAAUUGCUAGAAAGGAUAAGGAAUCUUCAACUUUUCAGUUAACAAUGGGACCUGAUAAAACAGAAACUUACACAACUGGAGGAUUUACUUUAGAAGUCAAUGGAAACACCAAGAGCUUAUACAUCCAGAUCCUGACAAAAUUAGAAGUUACUUUCAAGGUGCUAGUAUUUACAGGCUCCAACAUCACUGAUGCUCAUCCCAUAGCUUCGUUUGCUGUUUCUCAUAACAUGCCAGUGGUUGCAAGCAUAACCAAGACAGCCAGCGCUGACUGUAACAUCAAGGCUCCCUAUAUUAUCUGUCUCCCAGAGUCACUGCUGAUAGCCACAGCUCAAGAAAGCGGAACCAACACUCAGAACAUCUCUGUUGUCUUGAUGACACCCUAUUUUGUAAGGUAUCAAAGCCAGAGACUGGUGAGCAUAUACGUUUUUAGUGAUCAAUGCUUGUUUCUGGAGGGGGUUCGAAGUCUGUGGAGAGAAGACACGUGUAGGCUUGGCUCCAUGACCAACUGGCAGACGAUACACUGUGUCUGCAAUAUGAAGCGGCGUCACAGAAGCCUGUCAGUACACACUGCAUUAAAUGCAUCCACAUUCGACAUCAGGUUCCUGGCAGCCAAAGUAAUAGUUACCCCCAACACAGUAGAUCUGGGGAAAAUCCUGAUAGCAGACAUCUAUAAAAACCCAGUGACUCUCUUAACAGUGUUGUUUAUUUUUGCCAUCUACUUUCUUUUGUCUCUCUGGGCCAUAAGAAAGGAUAAAGGUGACAGGGUAAGCAAAAACAAGAUUGUAGUUCUGCCAGACAAUGACCCCUUUGACAAAGUGAGCUUUUUGGUCACUUUAUACACAGGCAGUCGCUGGGGAGCUGGAACCACAGCCAAUGUCUUUCUUCAGCUCAUCGGCCAAAAUGGCAUGAGCGAUGUCCAUUGUUUAUGGCACCCACAUUUUCCAUCGUUCCGAACAGGAAGCAUGGACUGCUUUCUGUUAACUGCUAAGGAAGACUUGGGAGAUGUUUGUUCCCUCAGGGUCUGGCACAAUAACAAGGGCCCAUCUCCAGGCUGGUUCUUAAGCAGAGCCAAAGUUGAGAACAUGUCCACUAGGAAGACCUGGUUCUUUAUGUGCAGGAAAUGGCUUGCACUCAACAGGGGCGAUGGUUUAAUAGAAAGGACAUUUUCUGUCACAAGCCACAAAACACUGCUGCCCAGGACUGACUAUUUUUUUAUUAAACUUGCCAACAGUCUAAUAGAGGGGCAUCUGUGGCUCUCCAUUUUUGUUAAUUAUCUCACUGGCACUUACAGCAGGUUCCAAAGGUUGUCUUCAUGUUUAGCAAUACUGUUAUUUAACCUGCUUGUUAACAUCAUGUUCUUUAAUGCUAUGAAGAAUGAAGAAUCAUCAGUACACCUGAGGUAUUUGAGAUCAGUAACACUAGGAAUUGAAUGUGCUUUGCUUACCAUACCUGUGGAAAUGAUGAUAACUGCCUUCUUUAAGUAUUCCCAGAAGGAACCUCUUCCUCCUCAUGGUGUGGUUCAGAGAGUCCCAAAGGGAAGCUCACACCUCCUAUCUGGAAAUUGUAAGAAUUCGAAGGAACACUUGCAAAAAUCAUACCUCUCAGAACAAUCAAGGAGUAUCAGUCCCUCAGAGACCCUUCCUGGUCCCAACAACUCACAGAGCCCACUACAUUCCAAGAGGACAGGAAGCAAGGGAGUUCCACGAAACUGGAGGAGUUGCACUGUUCCUGAAAGAGAUGCAAAUAUCAUUGGAACAGAAGAGCAGGUGAUAACUGCAAGUUCCCCUCCAGCGGCUGAAGCCUGCCAGAGAAGGCCACCAUCACAUUCCAGUUUUAGUAAGAACUAUGCAGAAGCAGGCAGCAAGUCUCAGGAAGAAAGAAAACCACCAGGAACUGACUCUACACUCCUGUGCAAGACAACACCCAUUGCUUUCCCUUGCUGGUGUGUCUAUGUCUCGUGGGCACUAGUUAUAGCUGUAACUGGGCUAUCAUCAUUUUUCAUUGUGUUAUAUGGUCUGUCUUAUGGCUAUCAGACUUCACUGGAGUGGCUUAUAGCAUCUGCAGCCUCCUUUAUUGAGAGCGUGUUUUUCCUUUCAAUUCUAAAAAUCAUUUUUUUCUCAGCAGCGAGGACGAUUCGCCCAAAACACUGCGAAGACAUCCCAUGGUUAACUCAGGACAAGUGUUGUGAGUUUACGUUGGCUGGGGAAACAAUGACUGUUGAUGAGAUGAGAGAGGCGCACUUGAAACUGGCUGAAGUCAGAGGCAGCAAGCGCUACAGGCCUUUAGAAGCUGAUGAUGUAGCAAAAAUGCGUAAAAGAGCAAAAAUUAAAGUCAAGGCAUUUAUUUUCACCACAGGUUUCAUCAGUCACCUUGUCUUUUUAACACUGCUAUUAAAUUUUGCCUAUUCUGCUGAGAAAGCCAGCAGUUUCCACUACAACAAGUUCAUACAUCACCAAUUCUCUCCACAACUUUCCAGUGCAGAUAAGCUAGAAGAUAUCUACAUGUGGGUGAAAGAUGUGUUCUUGCCUUUGAUCCACAAUGACAUUCAGCCAACCUUUCUUCCCGAGAGCUGGUCCAAAAUCAUCGGCUUGCCCCGAAUGAGGCAGGUGCGGGCUAAAGGGACUGAGAAAAAAUGUUUCCACCCUCAGAGCUUUCUAAAUAGCUCUGUGAUCAGGAAAAGCCACUGUCUUCACAAGUACGGCAGCGACAUCCCAGAGAAAGGCGACUACGCCGGCACCUGGACAAGAGUUGCCAACCAGUCUGUUUCCAGAUAUGCCAGCAGUUACAGUGGUUUCACAUAUGAGCCAAACAAGACUCCAUGGAUGUAUUAUUCGUAUGGAGAUUUGUACACGUAUGGACCUGCAGGAUACACGUUUUACUUCUUCCCUGAAGAAGGAAGAUCUAAUUCAACAACAAGGUUGGAUGCUCUACAGCAGAACAACUGGCUUGAUGAAAAGACAUGGGCUGUGAUCGUUGAACUAACUACAUUUAACUCAGAUGCAGCUCUCUUUUGUACCAUCUCAGUCAUAUUUGAAAUGUCUCAUUUGGGGAUCAUCAAACCAAGUUUGUCAGUCCACUCCUUUGCGCUCCCAAUUUUUAAUCAGCAAACCAAAGCUCAGAUGUUUGUGUCUGCAAUUGGUUUUGCCUUUCUGAUCAUUUACAUUGCAGAUGAGCUAUAUGUCAUAGGCCGAGAAAAAAAAGACUAUGUGAAAAAAAUUUCCAAUCUAAUCAACUUUGCCUUAAAAUUAGCAUUCCUCCUUCUUUUUCUUUUAAAGGGCAUAAAGUUUAAGAUGGGAGCAGAUAUAGUGAACUUUUACUUACUUCACCCAAAUGAUUUCAUUUAUUUUCAUGCAGUUUCUCUUUUAGAUCAGUUAUUAAUGGGUACGACGGGCUUUUUAGCAUUUCUUGUAAUUUUGAAAACUCUAAAAUAUUCUCAGUUCUUUUAUGACAUGCACCUGGCACAAAGAUCACUCUUGGCAGCCCUUCCUGGAAUCUCCUCAAUGGCCAUCAUAGUAGUGUUGUACUUCUUUAUAUUUUUGGCUUUCGGCUACCUUGUGUUUGGUCAGCAUGAAAAGAGUUACAAUAACAUGAUUCACUCAGCUCAGACCAUAGUCUCUUACUGCGUCUCAGCUUUCAGAGAUACCGAAUUUUCAUCCAACAGGCUGCUGGGGGGCCUUUUCCUAGCCUCUUUUGUGGUGGUGAUGGUUUGUGUCUUGAUCAAUCUGUUCCAAGGUGUCAUUAUGUCUGCCUAUUUAGAUAUGAAACAACCUGUAUAUGAAGAACCAUCUGAUGAAACACAAAUGGUUACUUUUGUAUUGCAAAGGCUCAGAAGGAUGUUUUAUCUUCUGAUCUGUAAAAAAUCCCAAACCAGUGAGACCGACCUUUUUCACAGGGCAGUCUAUGGGCAGUCUGAGAGAAGAUGUCGGCGACAUUUAGGACUCAAGAGCAGAAAAAUACAUGGAAAGAAAAUGGUUUACCUGGUCAUAUGAGAAAGGAGAUACUAGUUUUGUAUUCAAGACCACUUUAUUCUGUAAUAUUCAUAUUUCAAAUAAUUGUUCAUGAAUAAAUUAUUUACUUUUAA
Pezoporus occidentalis (night parrot) is the source of this 8180-nucleotide messenger RNA. It is a transcript of the gene PKDREJ, whose product is annotated as polycystin family receptor for egg jelly. Gene Ontology annotation, biological process: detection of mechanical stimulus. NCBI's taxonomy places the organism in Eukaryota, Metazoa, Chordata, Aves, Psittaciformes, Psittacidae. The record is from RefSeq and is a predicted model, not a curated record. The transcript has a single exon. Gene Ontology annotation, molecular function: calcium ion binding; protein binding; calcium channel activity. Bases 151 to 8088 code for a protein of 2645 amino acids. Gene Ontology annotation, cellular component: membrane.